This is a messenger RNA of Blepharisma stoltei, 603 nucleotides long. The record is from the annotation of a GenBank genome assembly. NCBI's taxonomy places the organism in Eukaryota, Ciliophora, Heterotrichea, Heterotrichida, Blepharismidae.
AUGUUCAGCAGUGGAGCCACUGUGAGUUACUAUCGAAUCCAAGAUAAAGGCGACAAUAAGCUGACUGAAGAGAUUUACAAGCUCCAUAUCAAAAAUUUCAUAAGCAUCUUGAGACUUCUUUCGAUAUUUAUCUGCACUUAUUUCGGGAUCGCUUUCAUACUGGGGAUUUACCGAAUUGCAAUUAGCCAGGAUGUAGAUACAUCGAGCAUUCCAAUCAUAAUUGACUGGGUUCUAAGUUUGAUAGUGUCUAUUUUAUGGCUUAUAGUAGCUUAUGGAGGAUUCAAAGCUGUCAAAGUCCAAUCAAGAGGGACAUCUAAAAGGUUUUCUAAAGCUUUACUUGGAUGUGCAGCAAUUUAUGUUGCUUAUUUAGCAUUUCACUAUUUCGCGAAUUUCGACUCAAUUAGAGCACAUUGGGAAACGGCAUAUGGAUUAAAUACAAUUCAGACUAUUGGAUGGAUGAUGACCUAUAUAUUCAUUAUUGCUUUCCUGCAGGGAUUUUUUGUCUUAAAAGCUAGACAAUUUAAUAAAAUCAUCACUCAGUGCAUUUUAGAGUCAUUAAAUGAUAGCAAGGUGUUGAACCAGCCUUUACGAAAAAUUAAUUAA